AUGAGUCGACAGCCAUCAGAAAAAAGUGUGCGUGACCGGGAGGCUGAGGAACCGAGAUCCCUCGUUCGCCUGAUGGAAGAAGGUCAUAUCAUAUCUAUUCUUCCUUUUUUCCCUUAUCGAAACCUUUGUCUUCUUUUUUUUCUAGGACUUGAUAGCGUGACCUUUUCAUAAGAUUCGCAAACGUUUCCCAGUCAUAUCAUUCUUUCUCUAUCAUCUCUCAUCAGCUUUCCGUUAUAAGAAAAAGGGCGAAACGGCGACAGUGUAAUCUAGCUUCGUUUUGUAGUAUCAGGAGAAAAAAAAGCAACAGAAGCUUCGCAAAUGCCCCUUGGCGCAUGGCACGCCGCAGUUAUUGAUCGCUGUUUGGCCGUCCCUGCGAACACCCGUUGCUGCUUCAAAUCCUCUGUUUUUUUUAUUUUCAGCUCUCAAGAUGGAUUCUCAUCAAGACGAUCCGUUUGCGGAGCUCUUGGCGCAUGAUUCAGACUACGACUCUAUUCAGAGCUUUCUCAUCGGCUCGGUUCGUUUUUUCUUUAAUCGGUUUCCCACACGCGAAUGGGAGGGUUGUCCGAAAAAUUUUAAUUUCUGGUUGUUGUUCCAAUCUUUGCACGCGAAAUUUCGCGAAAAUUCUUUCCGCUCUCCAUAAUUUCCACAGUUUUUGGUAAUUAAUUGCUCUUUUAAAUGUUUUCUGUACGGGUACUAUUUAUUUGAUAUGGUGACGUCACAAGUUAUUCUCUCAUAAUAUGUCUCUAACUUUUCUUCUCAAGGGUCCAACAACUUCUGAUGCUCAACAUAUCUAUCAUACUGCCUACAAUGAAAAUCAGCAGGUGAUAAAAGUUGAAAUUUAGCAACAAUUGUCGGUUUGAGGUUGCCAUGCCGACGACCACACUUCCGCGGUACGUGGGGAGCAUUGCCGGACCUUCUGAGGCCUACUACGACUAUUUCCCGGAUUCGCGGGACAUCUGGGAGCCAAGUCAUCACCAGAACCAUCCGAUAGGUACAGGCAUCCUGUAAAAUGAUCUUAUCUAUCCAGAAAUUUUUUUUAAAACAUUGUUCAUAAUUUCAAGGUUUUUUAGCUCUUCAGUAACAUUGAAGUAAAAUAAAAAUCUCAAUCAAAAAAGGUUGGAAAAGUUGUUUUUCAAUGAUUUUGAAACAUCCAAUUUUCUGAUACAUUAUUAUCAAACUAACAGGAAUUAAAAGGCAAAAAACUAAUAAUCAAGGUACGAAGUAUUUUUUUUUUACGUAGUAUUGAAAGUGCCACUCUUGAGAAAGAAAAUGAGUAGAUUGAGAAAAAUAGAGAGCUCAAAAGGCGGCAUCAAUGUUCCGUACUUCAUGACCUAGAGAAAAAAAAUUAUUCGAAGAAGUGGAAUCUGAUGAUGGAUAAUAAAAAAAAACCAAGAAAAAGAUUUAUGAAACAUUUUCCGCAAUGAUGACUCGGAUGUUGAAAAAAAAAUCUUUGAGGCCAUCACAGUUCAAAAAAAACUUUAACCUUAAUCCUAAAUUGAUAGUUUCAAACUCCAUAUUUUCAGUCAGUCAACCGGAUGGAUCCCAGUUGGCCGUUCUAGGAGAGACUUCGAUGGAUCACUCACACGCAGGGUGAUUCUUCUUUGCAAUCGAUGAAAUAUAUCCAAAAUUUAGGCACAUGGGAUACAUGAACCCUCCCCAUCACGGCAACCACUACGUUGAGAAUAUCCACGACGAUCAGUUAGUUCCUUUUCUCUCCAAUCUUUCAAAUCAUCGCUUUUCAGUUCUUGGAUCGACAAUAUCGAUGUCCAGCCUUUGACGUCUUCAGGUAGCUUUUUUUUUGCAUUUUUCUAGAAAACUAGCCUUUGGAACUGCAGGUCACAAUAUCAGCUCCGAUGAUCCAUUCCAUCUCAUUCAACAUUCCAACGACCUUGAAGAAAUCGAUGGUCGGAAAAAAUCUCGGUUUCUGCUUUCAUAAUUUUACUGUUUCAGUUUUCCCGCAGCUGCCGCCUCAAAGCGUCACUUUCAUUCUGCCUUCCCGUAAACGCGCUGCUUCCGAUUCUGAUGACAUGAGACAGACCAAAUACACUAUCGUCGAGAACGAUGACGGAAAGCCGGUGAAUUUUUUUAGGACAGCUGAAUUUUUGAUUAAAGUCUAAUUAAAAAAACAUAAAACUUGCUUACACUUUUUUUGAAAACUGAAAAUUUAAGCUGAAGUUUGAAGAUAUAUUUACCGAAAAGUUUGAAGUUUUUAGGAAAUGAAUAGCAAAAGUUGAAAUUUUUUUCAUCGAAAAUAAAGGAUAAAAAAAUGCAAGUAAACCAUUUUUUUCCACUCAAUUUAUGAUGUGAAAGGCCGGAAAUUCUCCUCUCAAAUUUUUAUCAGCUAUAACUUUGAUUACCUAUCAACUAAAUUAAUAGAAAACAUCAGCUAAAUAGAAUCGAUGUAAUUGAUUUUUUUUUUCCAGAAGCCAAAGUCUAUCCUCAAGAAAAGAACGAACGUUCUGAAGGCUUCUAGAAAGCUGACAUUCGCUGAUGAAAAAGGCCUGGCUCUUCGACACUUCAAAGAAAUCCCGACGAACGAAGGAGGUGAAUGUUUGCUUCAAACCGAAAAGAGGUAGAAAUAGAUACAUUCCACAGUUUUUAAAACACUAAUUAUAGAUGGUACGGUUUGCAGGCCGCCAACACACCCCCGAAGAAGUGCGGACCUUCGAGUCGGUGAUCGAGCGUUACGUGCCAGCGGAAGAACCUUCAGCACCUAUCAAUGCUCUGUAA
Molecule: messenger RNA, 2730 nt
Organism: Caenorhabditis auriculariae
Lineage: Eukaryota; Metazoa; Nematoda; Chromadorea; Rhabditida; Rhabditidae
Source: the annotation of a GenBank genome assembly